CCCCCCCCCCGAGUCGCCGAUUGAGCGGCGAGGCGAUCUGCGGGUUGUCAACAUGAUGGAAGGCGACGCGGAGUUUUGGGGCAGGUACAGGGCGAUCUCGAGCAAGCUGAGAAAACGAUUUCUAAGGAAGCCAAAUGUCGCGGAAGCAAGCGAGCAGUUCGGAUAUCUUUCCCGGGAGCUCAAGCAGCAAGAGUGUUUGCAGUACGCUGGAUUCUGCAGCCUCGCCCAAGCCAGAUGUGAGCAGACGGUGAUGAAUGGUCUCGGGGAGGCUGAGGCGCUGACCGAGGCGGCGAGGUUGUUCCUCAAGGCGGAGGUGGAGAACUGGGAGCUGCGCUGCCCGGGCCUGGAGGAGAACCUUCAGGCCGCCAUCAACGCGUACAACUAUGCCGUCAAGGUGUACAUAGAGAUAAAUCGGCCAGCUCUGGCUGCAAGCCUCUGCCUUGAGAUUGGAUAUUCUCUUAAGGGCUUGGAGCGACCAGGGGAGGCGGAGGUGUUUUUCCAGCGGGCGGCUGAGCUGCAGUACCAAAUGCCCAUAGAAAGCCUGCACUCGUUAGGGCUUGCCGCCUCCUGCAAACUGCUAACGCGCGACUACAUGGGAGCGUUGAAUGUUUUCACCGAGAUGCAGCUGACGGCAGAGCAGAGAGCGCCCCGCUUUCCCGGCACCAAUGCGCCGAUCGGCGCCUUCAGUGACAUCAUCGCACGCAGCGAAGUGGCACGGGUGCUUCUGCUCAUGCUGCUGCAGCCUCCGCCCCAGCGGCUCGCAAUGGAGCACGCCAAGACGCUGGAGAGGUACGCGUGGGAGUCCUUCGAGAGCCCCGGGCAGAGCAAGGUGAACUACUUGACCGACGAAGUGUUUCUCCUGCUGCAGUCGGUCGUGGUGUCAUGCCAAGAGAAGGACAUCGAAUCGCUGAAGGUUUUGCAGAAGGAACUCUGGCCUCUGCUGAGCACAGAGCAGAACCACUUGAUGCACCUCGUCAUCCAGGAGCUGCUGCACCCGUCCGGAAUGGGCUACUGAGACGAGGCGAUGGCUGCCAGGAGCCGCUGUGUUGGCUAUGCGUGUUCAGGUCGUGCGUGUGUUUGCGUUUGUACAUGUGUGUGCGUGUGGGCACGCAUGUGGAAAUGUAUGUAAGUAUGUUGAACUUCUUUCGCACCGUACGGAGCCAACCGUGCUAAUCAGAAGUGCGGGAGAAGGACAAUGAGCUAAACACAAAAAGCAGUUCUAAAGAAAUGAGUUGUCAAUCUAGACGAUGAUUUAAAAGUGCAUAGCUCCAGUGGCUUCCUAAUAUCGGAAGGAAGAGCGUUCCAAACGGCCGCAAGGUAGGGCAUCUGAACGCGUGCGAGACAGUGACCCUCUUUGUUCAAUGGCUAGCCAAAAGCCGCUGCGAGGAUGACUGAAGUUCGGGAAGUUGCAGCGUAGCGGUAAGCAAGCGGCGCUACAAACCCAGCGACCCCAUUUAAUUUCUGCUCAGAGCCAAUAACGGUGGCGAAUAUCUGAACCAGUCCUGGGCUUAUCCUCGGUCGACUUAGCCUCAUAUGAAUACCUGAUGCGGUGUGUGAACGUCGCCACUCGGCCGGGCGUGGUGCUGGCUACCCACCCCCGAGUGUGCGGUGCUGGCUGUCAUAGAUGCUCGCUAACGGCACUUGCCCCAACAGUCUGUUAAAGUCGAUAUGAGGGGUGUGUGUGCGUGCGUGCGCCGGUAUUACUGGAAGUUAAAAGGCCACGCCGUACUGUAUGAAGAAGCUAAUGCCUUUGAACGCAGUGGCUUUGGAAUCCCAGGUACCAAUCAUUUAGCUCGCAAGAUUAAACUCCGCUGCCCCGGAUGUUUGCAUUUAAAAUAUAUAUUUGAUAUAUUGUUUAUAGCUCUCGUCGGUCUCAUCUCAUUACUUUCGUCAGCUGUGACAAUUUCAAAGCAUUUGAAAGUCGUGAAUGUGCUCUGUGGUGUUCUCUUUAGUUGUGCGCACGGCGGCUUGCGGUAAGCCGUGUGCAACAACUUGUCGUUUGGUAAUGACCGCGUGUGCCGACCCUAAUGGAUAGAUAGAUAAAUGAUGGAUCGUGUGGGUGGACACCGGCAUGCACACUCACGCGGGCAAAGAACGAGGAGUGCGGAGAAGUACAUUUUUUAAUUGAGCAAAACAUUGCCCUACGUGUUUUCCGUACGGCAGAAAAUUUUAGUUUUAAUGCGGACCGUGUAGACUUUUCUCAUUCAAGUCCCACAUGGCCAUCUGAGUUAAACAGGUGUGUGUGUAAAGAACUGUAUUACGGUAGCCUUAACCCAGCCAUUUACGACCACCCUGGAAGUCCAUUUUAAAUUAUGGUAAUUAUUUGCAAUUUAGUUUCAGAUGGCUUGCUGAUCUACGGUCGUCUCGUAGCUGUUUGCAUAGGUGCGCGUAUCGGGUAGUCGCUGUGCUCUCCGCAUCUGACACGAGGCUGUGAAACGAGGUGUGUGCUGCAAUUUGGCCUGUGGGCAGGUGAGCGCGCACCCUACCUUGGAAUCUGUCGACCCUUUGCCGGAGGAGUUGCAAUCUGUUCGGAUAUCCUGCCGCUUUUCAACUGCGGUGGUGGUGGGCCCUCUACCUCGGACCCCCGUUCGAACCCAAAAGACCCCGGUGUCGGGUGGCUGUUGAAAGUUGUGAGCGGGUGGAGCGUUCGGUGGCGCGUUCGCGAGCGAUUCCCACAACGCACAUCAAGAGCCAAGGUGGUGGCGCACCCACGGGGGAAAAAGUCAGUGGAUGCCACCCACCGCGGCCUCGCGAUCGCUCCCUGCCCACGACGCCACGUCGCGCCCCUGCUGCUCGGCAGACACGCGGCACGCGGAGAGAGCCACCUCGAGGCAGCGGUGCCGCUCGUUGUGGAUCACUCCGACGCCCGUCUCGGGCUUCCACCCAGCUCCAGCGCCCUCCUCGCACCGUUUGUUUUGUCCUGACCGUAUCGCGUGAUGAGUUCCACGCGGGAGUUCGAAGCGGGUGUCCGGGCCUCCCCAAGUUCGGCUCGGUUAUUAAACGAGAACCGGUUGCAAACGUGCGAUAAUCGGCCUCGUAGGCCGAUCACUCCAAGGUGUGCACCCUUCCCUAUGAGCCGUCCACGUUGAUGCCCUCUAAUCUGGCACAGCAGUGGCUUUAACUGGAUCGCUGAUCGUGGCCGGCCGCGAAUGAGAUCAUGAUGUAUUUAUGAGCUGUCCAGCAGUCACAUUCCGUAUGAAUUGUGUUUUCACCGUGUCCACGCGCAAACGCGGCCUUGCGUUGUGAAGUAAAUGGGUUGUGUCAGUCA
This is a messenger RNA of Lethenteron reissneri (Far Eastern brook lamprey), 3268 nucleotides long. RefSeq names its product 40-kDa huntingtin-associated protein-like. The record is from RefSeq and is a predicted model, not a curated record. Lineage: Eukaryota; Metazoa; Chordata; Hyperoartia; Petromyzontiformes; Petromyzontidae. Gene Ontology annotation, cellular component: early endosome. Gene Ontology annotation, biological process: vesicle cytoskeletal trafficking. Gene Ontology annotation, molecular function: protein binding.